Molecule: messenger RNA, 1959 nt
Organism: Leishmania major strain Friedlin
Lineage: Eukaryota; Euglenozoa; Kinetoplastea; Trypanosomatida; Trypanosomatidae
Exons: 1
Coding region: 1-1959 (652 amino acids)
Source: RefSeq, a predicted model, not a curated record
AUGACGCGCACCUCUUCUUCUGCCGUGGUGACGACGCUCGCCGUCACCGCGACGCUGCUUGCCCUGCUCAGCGUCUCGGUUGCAGUGAGCGCGGUGAACCUGCUGCCGCUGGUGGGUGAGGGAUUGUUCGAUGUCGAGGUGGUGUGCCGCAGUGCCAUGCUGAGUGAGCCGACGGUCUACAACAGAUCCGUGAUAAGUGCAUUUCGCUUCUCCGUCAAUGCGAGCGCGGGCAGCACGAACGAGAAAGUGUACCUCCCAUUAUACGUGGAGCGCAUCCUAGACAACGACUACGUCCGUACCUACUACAUCAACUCUACCGACAAGUACAACAUCUCCGACACCGAGGGCUGUGUGCACACGAAGGGGUCGUAUGAAUCCUCGGACGAGGUGCUCUUGGCUGGAAGUCUCAUUACUAUGCUGCGUUCCCCGCUUUCAGCGAAACCCUACCCGAGCAUAAUUCGCGGUAUUGCCGUCAAUAACUACUCGGGCCAGUAUGACCUCACGAUUCCGAGAAGUUACGGUGGUCUUGGGGUGCCCGCCACGUACCGCGCCGCUGUGUUGACGAGCACGCAGCACUGGUUGGUGAACUUGAUGUCGGUGGACCUGACGCCGGUGUCGAUCGAGGUGACAACAACAGGCGCCGCCAGCACGAUCAACAACUGCCUGUUUACCUUCUCCUUCUUUGGCUCGAACGUGUCCAGCGUGCAGGGGUCUCUUCCGUCUUCCUGCACAAACUCAUCCUCUGUGCAUCCACGACUCUGGAAGGCGUCGAACGUUGCUCUGCCGAUGAUGAGAGCACCCGCGGGCGCUGCCACGGCCUUUUCGUCGCGGCCCAGUGUCUUCACCAGCUCGAGUGAGACGUCGUCAUCAGCCUCAGCAGCGGACACUGCCGACUACACGAUGCCAGCGGUUCCUGAUAUUUUCACAGCAAAUUUCCUUGUCGUUUCGCCGCUUGAGGACUCCUUCUACCAGGUUCGCGCGUCCUACAGCCUCUAUGCGGGUUUCUCCCGCACCAGCUUGCAGUUCCCCGUGAAGGGUAUCGCCGGUCGCGUGUACAAGCACGAGUGGUACAGCAGCUCGUGGAAUCAGAUGUCGUACUACCACACCGAGUUUGCAGUGCCGAGCGGCCAGGGGCAGGCCGACGAGGCUCUGCGCAAGUACUUCUUCCCUGACCUGAACACCUGCAAACGCGUCGUCAUUGCCUACGACUUGAUAGCCAGGAGCGCCAGCUCCCUGCUGCUCUACUCGCCAAAUGUGCCGCCGACGUUUGUCGGCAACCAGACGGUGCGCAACAUCCCGUGUGGGGUGUGGGUGGCGGAGCUGGAAGGCGUCCGUGUAACGUGGUACUGGGCGACUGAUGAUUUGGUGGACACGACGUCGUUCUGGACAGACAACAGCAUAAGUGGCGCGUCGACUUACGCUAGGUUGGUGCGCAUGACGGUGACCGGCAAGGGCGGCGCCCCGCCGCUGUUCACGCACCACCCCUUCUUCCCGCAAAGGACCGCCUUCCCUGUGACUGAUCGUGAUGUGGCGUGCACUGCGAUGAUGCCUUCUGAGGCGGAUAUGGGCUGCUACACCUACGCCAAAAACGCUGAUUACACUUACAUAUACGAAAUCACGUCUUUUGUGCCGUACGUUCGAAGGAAUGACUAUGACAUCCCUGCCGCGUGCGCCGGCGUCAAGAUAUUGGGCUCUAUCCCCAGCUUUCAGUGCAACUACAAAGGCAUCACGGGCGGCGUGGCGUCCAUACUGCUGACUGUGGUUGCGCUGCUGUUCUCCCUUGCGGGCGGGUGCUGCGUGUGGUGUCCCUUCUCCCGAAUUGUGCGUCAACAACAGGAUGAGCUGGCGCGAUUCGCGUGGGAGAUACGUCUUGCUCAAAGCGCGAACGGCACUGAGGGGCAUGACACAACAGACGUCGUCGCCAAAAGCGAACCCGAUGUCAGGAACCCUUCCUUGUGA